Messenger RNA from Misgurnus anguillicaudatus (oriental weatherfish), 6237 nucleotides. It is a transcript of the gene ap3d1, whose product is annotated as adaptor related protein complex 3 subunit delta 1. Gene Ontology annotation, biological process: Golgi to vacuole transport; neurotransmitter receptor transport, postsynaptic endosome to lysosome; synaptic vesicle membrane organization. The record is from RefSeq and is a predicted model, not a curated record. NCBI's taxonomy places the organism in Eukaryota, Metazoa, Chordata, Actinopteri, Cypriniformes, Cobitidae. Gene Ontology annotation, cellular component: terminal bouton; membrane coat; presynaptic endosome.
UGUGUAGAUGGGUUUGUCAGUCAGCUGACCAGUCCGCCAUUUUGUCAGCCAUUUCCUAGACGGCUCCGCUGCAGAUCAGCACACAGAGAAGGAGCGAAACCCCUCCUGCACAGGCCGUUGCUCGGGACUGAAUGAGAGACUAGUGCUCUAACGGGCCGGUCAGUACUCGGAUAAAUCCCGUGUUUGCGGUUUGGUCCGGUCGGACAGGAGGGUAAUCAUCAUGGCUCUGAAAAUCGUGAAGGGAAGCAUCGAUCGGAUGUUCGACAAAAACCUGCAGGAUUUAGUACGUGGCAUUAGAAACCAUAAGGAGGAUGAGGCCAAAUACAUCUCUACCUGCAUCGAUGAGAUCAAACAAGAACUUAAACAAGAUAACAUUGCUGUUAAAGCCAAUGCCGUCUGCAAACUCACCUAUUUGCAGAUGCUCGGCUAUGAUGUUAGCUGGGCUGCAUUCAACAUUGUGGAGGUGAUGAGCUCCUCCAAAUUCACAUACAAGAGAAUCGGCUACCUUGCAGCUUCACAAUGCUUUCAUGAGGGCACCGAUGUCAUAAUGCUGACAACCAAUCAGAUUCGCAAGGAUCUCAGCAGCCCCAACCAAUAUGACACUGGUGUGGCGCUGACUGGACUUUCUUGCUUCGUGACCCCUGACCUUGCCCGCGACCUGGCUAAUGACAUUAUGACAUUGAUGUCUCACACUAAGCCGUACAUUCGAAAGAAGGCAGUGCUAAUUAUGUAUAAAGUAUUCCUCAAGUAUCCCGAGUCCCUCCGGCCCGCCUUUCCACGAUUGAAGGAGAAGUUGGAGGAUCCGGAUCCUGGUGUCCAGUCAGCUGCUGUAAAUGUCAUCUGUGAACUGGCGAGAAGGAACCCUAAGAACUACCUUUCCCUAGCACCCCUGUUCUUCAAGCUUAUGACUUCGUCCACCAACAACUGGGUGCUCAUUAAGAUCAUUAAGCUGUUUGGUGCUCUUACUCCUUUGGAGCCUCGUUUGGGAAAGAAGCUAAUUGAGCCCCUAACCAACCUCAUUCACAGUACCUCGGCCAUGUCGCUUCUGUAUGAGUGUGUCAACACAGUUAUAGCAGUUCUGAUCUCCUUGUCCUCUGGGAUGCCCAAUCACAGCGCUAGCAUACAGCUCUGUGUUCAGAAACUGCGAAUCCUUAUUGAAGACUCGGACCAGAACUUGAAGUACUUGGGUCUGCUGGCUAUGUCCAAGAUCCUGAAGACUCACCCAAAAUCUGUGCAGUCACACAAGGACCUUAUCCUGCAGUGUCUGGAUGAUAAAGAUGAGUCCAUUCGUCUCAGAGCCCUGGAUCUUCUCUACGGCAUGGUAUCGAAGAAGAACUUGAUGGAGAUUGUGAAGAAGCUCAUGCUACACGUGGACAAAGCAGAGGGCACCACUUACCGAGAUGAACUGCUUACCAAGAUCAUCGACAUCUGCAGCCAGAGCAACUACCAGUACAUCACCAACUUUGAGUGGUACAUCAGUAUUCUAGUAGAGUUGACUCGUCUGGAGGGCACCAGGCACGGACACCUGAUCGCCUCGCAGAUGCUGGAUGUCGCCAUCCGUGUCAAAGCCAUCAGAGGCUUUGCCGUGGCUCAAAUGGCCACUCUGCUGGACAACGCACACCUGCUGACCGGCAACACACAGAGAAACGGCAUCUGUGAGGUGCUGUACGCUGCCGCAUGGAUAUGUGGAGAGUUCUCUGAGAAUUUGGAGGAUCCUUUGCAGACAUUGGAGGCCAUGCUGAGGCCCAAAGUGGCCACCCUGCCUGGUCACAUCCAGGCGGUGUACGUGCAAAACGCUGCUAAGCUGUUUGCCACCGUGCUGCAGAAACACGAAGGAGAGACUGACAGUCAGGUCACACAGGAGACAAGCCAGCUGCUCAUUGAAAGACUGCCACUGUUUGUCCAGAGCGCUAACCUGGAAGUGCAGGAAAGGGCGUCCUGCAUACUGCAGCUGGUGAAGUACAUUCAGAAACUUCAACUGAAGAACGUUGAGGUGGCGGAGGAAGUCACGGCUCUCUUUGCUGGAGAACUCAACCCUGUGGCCCCCAAGGCCCAGAAGAAAGUGCCUGUACCAGAUGGUCUGGACCUGGAUGCCUGGAUCAAUGAGCCUCCAUCAGAGAGCGAGUCUGAGGAUGAGAAGCCCAAAGCUGUGUUUGCUAAAGAGGAGCCCAAACAUUCCAGAUCAAAACACACUGAAGUGGAUGAAAAGGAGUUGGCCAGGAGGAGGGAAGCCCGGAAGCAGGAACAGGCCAACAACCCGUUCUACAUCAAAGCCUCACCAUCAUCUCAGAAGGGGUUCGAUGCACCCGGUGUAGAACACAUUCCAGUAGUGCAGAUCGACCUUAGCGUGCCUCUCAAAGUGCCAGGGAUGCCCAUGUCAGACCAGUACGUGAAGCUGGAGGAGGAACGCCGGCAGAAACAGAAAGCAGAUAAGAAGAAGAAAGAAAAGAAGAAAAAGAGAGAGAAGCGAGGGAAGGGGAGAAAGGGAGAUUCAGGUCCAGAGAGUGAAGAAGACAUCACACCUGCUCACCACGUGGAUAUAGUCACAGAGGAAAUGCCAGAGAAUGCCUUACCUAGUGACGAUGAUGACAAAGAUCCCAAUGAUCCUCACAAGGCUCUGGACAUCGAUCUAGACAAUUUGCUAUCUGGUGCUGGCUCAAGGCCGCUUGCAGACAGCGACAAGCUUCCGGUCAGGACCCACCGUCCUGAGGUGCUUCAGAGCCCCGCAGAUGACAGAGACCGUGAAGGGGUCACACAAGAGGUCAAGAAGAAGAGCGGUAAGGAGAAGAAAGAGAAGAAGAAGGAUAAGGAGAAGGACAGGAAGAGAAACAAAGAGGAAAAGAAGAAAAAGAAGAAACACAAAGAAGUGGAGGAGGACCUAAUGGAAUCUCAGCAAGAAGAGGCCAACCAAUCAGAGGAGAUCAAAGAAGUGGCAGCCCUCCCCACGUCCACAUCUGUUGAGGCCUCCGAUCUGGAUUUCUGGCUCUCUAGUGCUCCUGUUCCCCACGUUGCCCAGGAAGUGGCAGCUCCCACCCUAGUCACUCCUGUAGAGACAAGCUCUGCCGCCGCUGUAGAGUCUGAACCAGAUGAGCGCAAAGACACAGAACCAGAGGACACGAAAUCCUCUAAACACAAGAAGAAAAAGCAAAAGAAAGAAAAGGAGGAGAAGGAGAAGAAGAAAAAGAAGCGACAUCACCACCACCACCAUCAUCACGGUGAUGGAGGAGAAGAUUCAGUGCAGAACGGCACUGUGGAGGAGGAGGAGCCUCUCCCGCCCAUGUCAAACUACUCUCUGCUGGCUGAGAACUCCUACAUUAAAAUGGUGUACGAUAUCCAGGGAAACCACCAGGACGAGAGUCAAGUUGUGGUGUCGGUCAUCUUCGAGAACAAAUGCGACAGCUUUCUCAAGUCAAUGGAGUUCAACGUGCUGGAUUCCCUCAACUCUAAACUGCAACGGCCUGAGGGAGCCGGACCCCACGACGGCCUUACCGUCCCCUUUCAACUGCCACCAGGGGUGUCAAAUGAGGCGCGAUUCGUUUUCACAGUGCAGAGUAUCGUCAUGCCCCAGAAGUUAAAGGGAACGCUCACCUUUAUAGUUAAGACGGACGACUCUUCUACUCAUGAGAAACUGGACUUCAAACUGCACUUUACAUGCACAUCAUACCUAAUCACAACUCCCUGUUACAGUGAUGCAUACGCUAAGUUGUUGGAGUCUGGCGACCUGAAGGGGAGCUCUUUACGGCUGGAGGGAAUCAACAUGCCCUUCCAUCACCUGCUGGCCAGGAUCUGUUUCUACCAUCACUUCUCUGUUGUGGAGAGGAUCGACUCCUGCGCCUCCAUGUACAGCAGGUCGAUCCAGGGUCACCACGUCUGUUUACUGGUCAAAACCGCUGAUCAGACCGUCUCCAUUGACGCCAAGUGUGACGAGCCAUCUCUGCUGGGGAACUUGCUGGAUGAAAUCAAGGAGACCUUCUCAAAAUGCUGAUCGAGUCUGAGAAGACGUGUCACCAACCUGAAACCCCCCUUAAAUCCCACCGCAGCCUCCUGGCUAAAACAACACAAGCUCAGACUCGUGUUCCCUCCUCUGAACUUCCUCUGUAUUUAUUGGAUCUCUUAUUCUGUUGUUUUUCGUAAAUUUCAAGUACAUCUCUUGCCUGUAACUGAUUUUCAUUUCCCUUCUUGACUUCGCCAUUCCUCUUAUCUGAUCUUAUGCUUUAUCCCGCACCGUUUUCCUCGGCGGCUUCUCACAAUGAAUACAUUGUGACGCGUUUUGCUCCCUCUGACAUUCUUUCAUUAUCUUAACGGUUCAUGACAUUGAUCCUAAGAACUGGAUUGCUCAUCAACGCUCGACUUGCGUUUUUUCUUCGUUUUGCAUUGUUGUUUGUUGUCGUUUUUUUUUCUGUCCUGAAUUCCAUCAGCGCCUUUUCAGCAUUAAACAUCAGUGUGUUUGCUCCUUGCCAGUUUGUAGAGAAUGUGUGAGUGUUUUGUGUCUUACAGGACUGGGUCACGCCAGAAAUCCCACUCUUUGAACUGCCCCUGAGCACCAACCUCACACCCAGCUUCACUAAUUUUGAUUUAUAUGCACGCUAGUAAGUACAGGAACACAGGGUUGCACUCUAAUACCACAUCUGUUCCACAGUGUGCAAGCCAAGACAAUGUCAUGGCCUGUUACUAUUUGUAUUCUUGUGCUGAUUUAAGAAUGAUCCAGGCACAAUUUUGAUAAUGUGAGUUACUACAUCACUAACUACGAUAACAUAUAAUUCAGUAUAACUGCACACUACCAUCUUGCUCAGGAUUAUGGCAGUUAAUAAACAGUCAAAUAAAUAACACAUUGACUUCAUGCCUGUCACGUUGGUCCAGUUAUUCUUGCAUUUUCUUCAUGGAUCCAGUUAAAUGGACUCCCGAAGGAUUUCCCUGUCAAUAAAGGAAUUUUCUUGGUUAGUAUGAGUUAAGCUCUUGGAUAAAUCAUGUCUGAGUUCCUGUCUGUGCAAUCAAUAACAACCAUAGAUAUAUAGUACAUAAACAUAAAUUCAACUCCAGAUGUUCCUUUAUCAUCCCAUUGAUCACACAAAAGUAUCUCUGUAUGUUUGUUCCCUGGACAGUAUUAUAUAUACAUAUAUAAAGGUUCCCUGUUCUGUUUCUUAUAUAUGACUUAUAUAGGAAUAUUAUACUGUAAAGGGAACAUCUGUUAAACGUGCACUUUCUCAGCCUGUAUCACUUCUACCAAAUGCCUUUGUGGCUUAGACAUCACCCAAACUUAAGAUUCAUGUGUUUGUCAGCUUUCUGACUGCCAUCUUGUACAUUUGGCAAUUGCAAUCAGUCGCUUCUUUUUUUAAAGCUGUUUAAUGCCUUUUUUCACACUACUGAAGUUGUACUGACUAAUUCAGGCACAUGCUGUAAGUAUAUAUAUCCUGUCUGAUCCAGCACGCUGUAGCGCUCUUGUUGUAAGGUUGCAACCAAAGAGGGUAACUUGCAAGUGAUUUCCAUCAAACCGCUUUAAGAAUUGACUGAAUAUCAAGUUAUAAGGAUGUUUCUGGAAGAUAAACACCUUUGUAGUGAUUGUAAAGAUUAAAUCGAUAUAACAACCGUGUUACAAGUCACAUUCAGAUUUAUUACAUGCAUGGUAGGAAUGUAGUUUUCCCUUGCCUAUUUUUUUUUUUAUUAAUACAUAAACACUUGCAUAGAAAAAGUCCUUACCAUUCCUUUUACUUUUUUACAUUGAUGUUAGCUUCACCAUUAUACAUGAUGAUGUGUUUUUUAUUUGUUAUGAGUACUUCAAAAAAAAAUGUCUUGGAAUGUUUUUAAGAAUUUGCAUUAAAUUAUUAUAUACAUAUAUCAAUACAGGGGGUUUGGGAGGGGGUGGGUCAAAAAGCAGAGAUUUAGGGGGUCCAUAUAGAGAUCAAUACUUAGCCGUUAAAUGUGAUUCAAGUGAAGUGGACCAGCUAAUCUAAUAAGGUUUUCCCUUUGGCAAGUUGUAGUGCAGAUAUUGCUGGAUUUGGCUUUUCAUUAAAUAACCUCUCAUUGCUCUUUGUUUGACGGUACUGUCCGACUCCUUCAUAUGAAUUUUCAGACUGUCUGAUGUAAUAUAAUGUUUUAAGAUGAAUAAAUGAGCAAAACGAAUGGCCGAUAGUUUUCUCCUACCAUUCUUGAGAAGUGCAUUUAAGAGUUCAGAAAGGACACUGUAGUUUGUGUGUGUGUGUGUACCAAAUAAAUUCAUACAUAUAAUGUAUAUUCAAA